CACAUCAAGUUUGGUCUCAAUACGCCAAAACGUUGUCGAGAUAUAGCCUCACAUGCAUUUUUUGUGCUUUUCAUCAAAUUUGUUCAUGUGUCAUUUGAGAACGGUUGGACGAAUCAACUUGAAUUCCUAACUUUUUGCCAGAAUGGUCUGAAGUUGAUCUGAGACAAUUUUCGUGAAAAUCAACUUACCGUCUAGGACGUGUUUGAAAAAGUAUGUUUUUCGUACUGUGGGAUUACAAAUGUAUAAAAUUUUAAAUCUAGGUCCCAAUAUAAUAGUAGACUUUUUGGGGUAAUAAAGCUGACAUCCAAGAAGCUCAAAUCAGGAAAAUAAAGUGUCUGAGACAUUAACCUUUUGUCUUUGUGUUCUUUCUUGAAGCUCAAGGCUGUGCCUUUUGUCUCUAUGAUAAUGUGAAGGUAUCAGUGAUACUGUCAGGCACCUCUGUAUUUAAAUGACACUGUUAUGCUGAUAAGAUCAAGGCUGGGAAGAUGCCAGUGUCUGGUACUUUCCUUAUUGCAUUUGCAUGCUUUGUUAAAAUGGUCUCCACCUCUACUGUAUGGAUCCCUCCCACUUGAAUGUAUAUAAAAACUAUGAUGUCUUAAGGACAAGUUAGACUGUUGAUGACUGCAGCGCCAAGCAGAGCAUUCUCAAUAAAGAAUCCUGCUGAAGAUUACCCAAGAGUCUCCUGGUCUUCGUUUCUGAGUUCCCAACAGUUUUGGUGCCGUGACCCGGAUAGAGCUUCUCACCUGAAUCCAGAUUAAAACUGCAAUCUCAACAAAGAUCUGACUUCAUUCCAGACUGAAUCUUUCUUUACAACCAAUGGUUGAAUUCAUUGAAGAAAAAGAGGAAAAUGAAGAAUCAAGUGAAGUUGAGGAGAAAAAUCAUGUCAAAAUUGGCAGAAAACUUUCCAAGUACGGUAAGAGUUUCACACAAUCAUCAAACCUCAAGGAUCACAUGAAUAUCCACGCUGGAGAGAAGCAACACGCAUGUGAUCAAUGCGGUAAAAUGUUUUUAUGGGCUUCACUUCUGAAGAAACACUUGAAAGUUCAUGCAAAGAAGAAGCCACAGUCAUGUAAUUUGUGUGGUAAGAGUUUUUUGCAUCUACAAAGUUUGAAAGAACAUCAGAAAAUACAUACUGGUGAAAGAGAGUACAUGUGCGUUGAGUGUGAAAAGACUUUUAGUUCAGCAAGCAGAUUAAAACUGCACGAGAGGAUUCACACUGGAGAGAAACCUUACAAGUGUUCACACUGUGACAAGAGAUUCAAUCAAUCAGCAUAUCUGAAAACACAUGAGAGGAUUCACACUGGAGAGAAACCUUACAAGUGUUCACACUGUGACAAGAGAUUGAAUAAUUUAUCACAUCUGAAAACACAUGAGAGGAUUCACACUGGAGAUAAACCUUACAAGUGUUCACACUGUGACAAGAGAUUCAAUCAUUUAUCACAUCUGAAAACACAUGAGAGGAUCCACACUGGAGAGAAACCUUACAAGUGUUCACAUUGUGACAAGAGAUUCAAUCAUUUAUCAAGUCUGAAAACACAUGAGAGGAUACACACUGGAGAUAAACCUUACAAGUGUUCACACUGUGACAAGAGAUUCAGUGAUUUAUCAGGUCUGAAAACACAUGAGAGGAUUCACACUGGAGAUAAACCUUACAAGUGUUCACAUUGUGACAAGAGAUUCAAUCAUUUAUUAAGUCUGAAAACACAUAAGAGGUUCCACACUGAAGAGAAAAUUUAUAAGUGUUCACACUGUGACAAGAGAUUCAAUAAUUUAUCACAUCUGAAAACACAUGAGAGGAUCCACACUGGAGAUAAACCUUACAAGUGUUCACACUGUGACAAGAGAUUCUGUCAGACAAGAGAUCUGAAAAAACAUGAGAGGAUUCACACUGGAGAGAAACCUUGUAAGUGUUCACACUGUGACAAGAGAUUCAAUAAUUUAUCACAUCUGAAAACGCAUGAGAGGAUUCACACUGGAGAGAAACCUUAUAAGUGUUCACACUGUGACAAGAAAUUCAGUGAUUCAUCAACUCUGAAAAGACAUGAGAGGAUUCACACUGGAGAGAAACCUUACAAGUGUUCACACUGUGUCAAGAGAUUCAGUAAUUCAUCAAAUCUGAAAACACAUGAGAGGAUCCACACUGGAGAGAAACCUUACAAAUGUUCACACUGUGACAAGAGAUUCAGUCAGACAAGAGAUCUGAAACAACAUGAGAGGAUUCACACUGGAGAGAAAAUAAAUCACCGCAACGUACCUGGGAAGCGUUUCAUUAAGUCAUCUGUUAUACAAAAAAAAACAAAGACAGACCAGCCUGUGAUCUCCUAAGACACUCAGAUUCACCCCUGGUCACGAUCUGUCCCACACCUGUGUCUCAUCACAGUCCAUCCCCAGUGUCUGCACCCUGCAUACUGCCAAUAUUAUGGAUUUCUGUUCUGGAGAGAGAUGCCAUUCACAACAUAAUCUCUACACAAUAUCAAACUCAAAUAAUUUAGUCUUGCCAAACAGUUUCCCUGAUUUGUUACUUUUGACUUGACUUGAAGCAGUGCUGUGCAGACCGAUCGAAGUAUGACAUCACGGUACCAUGAGAGCAAUAAGACAGCUUCAUAUACUUUUGAAUCGCUCUCACCAUACUUUGUCAUAGUUUAAGCCGUGCUGCGCAGACCAAUUGAAGUUGAACAUAUCUGAAGUGUAAACUCUCACGGUCAGUUCUGGGUCUUGUGCAGUAAUAUGAUGAGCAGGUGUUUAGUGUCAUCACCUUACAUUAUUGAAAUGCUACAUUGACCUUGGGCCCGUUCUUCGUACGUCGCUAACUCAGUUAGCUGGAUUUGAUUGUUGACGAUUUAGCUUAGCUGUUUCCUUAUAAAAGUCCAGAAAUUUGUCGAGUUUUUCGUCGGGUGU
Carassius auratus (goldfish) is the source of this 2898-nucleotide messenger RNA. Its product is annotated as zinc finger protein 664-like. NCBI's taxonomy places the organism in Eukaryota, Metazoa, Chordata, Actinopteri, Cypriniformes, Cyprinidae. Bases 817 to 2325 code for a protein of 502 amino acids. Gene Ontology annotation, biological process: regulation of DNA-templated transcription. The transcript is spliced from 3 exons. The record is from RefSeq and is a predicted model, not a curated record. Gene Ontology annotation, molecular function: DNA-binding transcription factor activity, RNA polymerase II-specific; RNA polymerase II cis-regulatory region sequence-specific DNA binding.